Molecule: messenger RNA, 1758 nt
Organism: Nerophis lumbriciformis (worm pipefish)
Lineage: Eukaryota; Metazoa; Chordata; Actinopteri; Syngnathiformes; Syngnathidae
Source: RefSeq, a predicted model, not a curated record
AUGCUGUCCCGGCUCAGGAGCAGCUUUCCCUUCAGGUCUGCCUACGUGUCUACGUGCAGAUGGGCACACACAAAAGAGAAGGGGAAGCCAUUAAUGCUCAACCCCCGCACCAACAAAGGAAUGGCUUUUUCUUUACAGGAGCGACAGAUAUUGGGUUUACACGGCCUGCUGCCUCCUAAAGUAGAAACACAAGACCUCCAGGCAAUGCGCUUCCAGAAGAAUCUCAAGAAAAUGACAGAUCCCCUUGAAAAGUACAUCUACUUAAUGGGUAUCCAGGAAAGAAACGAGAGGCUCUUCUACAGGGUGCUGAUGGGAGACAUCGAGGAGCUGAUGCCCAUCGUCUACACACCUACCGUCGGCCUGGCCUGUACACAGUAUGGACACAUAUUUAGACGACCCAAGGGCUUGUUUAUCUCCAUUCUGGAUAAAGGACACAUUCGCUCCAUCUUGGACAACUGGCCAGAAACAAAUGUGGCUGCAGUCGUGGUGACUGAUGGAGAGCGUAUUUUAGGCCUCGGCGACCUAGGUGUUUAUGGCAUGGGGAUCCCUGUUGGCAAACUCUGCCUGUACACGGCUUGCGCUGGCAUCAGGCCUGAGAAGUGCCUCCCUGUCGUAAUUGACGUCGGCACAGACAACGAGACUCUACUCAAAGAUCCGCUCUAUAUGGGCCUUUACCAGAGGAGGGAUCGCUCGCAGGCUUAUGAUGAUCUCAUUGACGAAUUCAUGGAGGCCGUGGUGGACAAAUAUGGGCAGGACACACUUAUCCAGUUUGAGGAUUUUGGGAACCACAACGCUUUCCGUUUUCUCAGGAAGUACAGGGAGAAGUACUGCACCUUUAACGACGAUAUUCAAGGCACAGCAGCUGUGGCCCUUGCUGGUCUGCUCGCGGCUCAGAGGGCCACUGGAAAGCCCAUCACGGAACACCAAGUGCUUUUCCUCGGAGCCGGAGAGGCUGCUCUGGGCAUUGCAAACCUGAUUGUCAUGGCCAUGAUGGAGUCGGGCAUGUCGCAGGCGGACGCUAGGAAAAAAAUCUGGAUGUUUGACAAAGAUGGCUUACUCGUUAAGGGAAGGUUGCAGGCAACGGACGCUAACCAGGAAGUGUUCGUUCACGACAGUCCUGGUGACGUUCACAGCUUUCUGGAUGCUGUCAAUACUAUUAAACCAACAGCUAUUAUUGGUGUGGCGGGAGCUGGUCGACUAUUCACCCAUGAUGUCAUCAAGGCCAUGGGCGCUAUAAAUGAGCGCCCCAUUAUCUUCGCCCUUAGCAACCCUACUACCAAAGCAGAGUGUACCGCUGAGGAUGCCUACACAUUUACAGAUGGUAGAUGUCUCUUUGCCAGUGGUAGUCCUUUUGAUCCUGUGACUCUGAGUGAUGGACGAGUUUUCACUCCCGGUCAAGGCAACAAUGCUUACAUCUUUCCAGGUGUGGCUCUGGCUGUCAUCCUGAGCGGGGUGCGUCACAUCAGUGAUACAGUGUUCUUGGAGGCUGCCAAGACGCUGGCAGAGCAGCUGACUGAUAAAGAACUGGAAGAAGGUCGACUAUACCCACCUUUAUCCAACAUCAGAGAAGUUUCUCUCCAGAUGGCUGUCAAGGUGGUGGAGUACGUGUAUGCCAAAGGCAUGGCCUUUCGCUACCCGGAGCCGGUGGACAAGAAUGCUUUUGUGCAUGCAACAGUGUGGAACACAAACUACGACUCCUUCUUGCCGGACACCUAUGACUGGCCUGGGGUCAACUUCAGCCCCAAGCCUAGUAACUAG